AUACAGAAGCUAAAAAAGCAAAAACUGAAGAAAAUGAAUCUGUGGAGGUAGAAGAUGAAGAUAAGCAGGAUUCUGGAGAGAAGGAAGUGGAAGAGGAGGAGGAGGAUGAAGUACCAAGUUUACCAUCAGGUUUAACAGGUGCUUUUGAAGACAAUUCUUUUACUUCCUUGGCUGGUAUUGUCAGUGAGAAUACACUGAAAGGCAUAAAUGACAUGGGUUUUACCCAUAUGACUGAAAUUCAGCAUAAAAGCAUUAGGCCACUUCUGGAAGGCAGGGAUAUUUUAGCAGCUGCGAAAACGGGCAGUGGCAAAACCCUUGCGUUUCUCAUCCCUGCAAUAGAGCUCAUCUACAAGCUAAAAUUCAUGCCUAGAAAUGGAACAGGUGUCAUUAUUCUUUCUCCUACUCGAGAGCUUGCUAUGCAAACCUAUGGGGUUCUUAAAGAACUUAUGAAUCACCAUGUUCACACCUAUGGCCUGAUAAUGGGGGGCAGUAACAGGUCAGCAGAAGCACAGAAGCUUGGAAAUGGAAUCAAUAUCAUUGUAGCAACACCGGGAAGACUGCUGGAUCAUAUGCAGAACACUCCAGGUUUCAUGUAUAAGAACUUGCAGUGUUUGGUAAUUGAUGAGGCAGAUCGUAUCUUGGAGGUUGGAUUUGAAGAAGAAAUGAAACAGAUCAUAAAGCUUCUACCAAAGCGCAGGCAGACAAUGCUUUUUUCUGCUACACAAACCAGAAAGGUUGAAGAUCUGGCAAAGAUCUCUCUGAAGAAAGAGCCACUGUAUGUUGGGGUUGAUGAUAACAAGGAAACAGCAACAGUAGAUGGUCUUGAACAGGGGUACGUAGUGUGUCCAUCUGAAAAAAGAUUCCUUCUGCUCUUCACAUUCCUCAAGAAGAACCGGAAGAAGAAACUAAUGGUGUUUUUUUCCUCAUGUAUGUCAGUGAAGUACCACUAUGAAUUACUCAACUACAUUGAUCUGCCUGUUUUGGCCAUUCAUGGAAAACAGAAACAAACCAAACGUACUACAACAUUUUUCCAGUUCUGUAAUGCAGAAUCUGGAAUACUGUUGUGCACCGACGUAGCUGCCAGAGGAUUGGAUAUUCCUGAAGUUGACUGGAUUGUCCAGUAUGACCCUCCAGAUGAUCCAAAGGAAUAUAUUCAUCGUGUUGGUAGAACUGCCAGAGGCAUAAAUGGCAGAGGACAUGCUCUGCUCAUUUUACGACCAGAGGAAUUGGGCUUUCUUCGGUACCUAAAACAAGCCAGGGUACCACUAAGUGAAUUUGAAUUUUCGUGGUCAAAAAUUUCAGACAUCCAGUCUCAGCUGGAAAAACUGAUUGAGAAGAACUACUUCCUUCACAAGUCAGCCCAGGAAGCAUACAAAGCUUACAUUAGAGCUUAUGACUCCCAUUCUCUGAAGCAGAUCUAUGAUGUCAAUAACUUGGAUCUUCCCAAAGUCAGCCUUUCGUUUGGUUUUAAAGUUCCUCCCUUCGUUGACCUCAAUGUGAACAGCAACCAUGGCAGAAGACUGCAGAAAAGAGGUGGAGGUGGGGGAUUUGGUUACCAGAAAUCAAAGAGUGUCCACAAAGCUAAAAUCUUCAAACACAUUAGCAAGAAAUCGGACGGUCGACAGUUUUCUCGUUAA
Merops nubicus (carmine bee-eater) is the source of this 1637-nucleotide messenger RNA. It is a transcript of the gene DDX18, whose product is annotated as DEAD (Asp-Glu-Ala-Asp) box polypeptide 18. The record is from RefSeq and is a predicted model, not a curated record. Lineage: Eukaryota; Metazoa; Chordata; Aves; Coraciiformes; Meropidae. Gene Ontology annotation, biological process: maturation of LSU-rRNA from tricistronic rRNA transcript (SSU-rRNA, 5.8S rRNA, LSU-rRNA). The annotation marks the transcript as partial. The transcript has 12 exons. Gene Ontology annotation, cellular component: nucleolus. Gene Ontology annotation, molecular function: nucleic acid binding; ATP binding; RNA helicase activity.